Molecule: messenger RNA, 3710 nt
Organism: Anoplopoma fimbria (sablefish)
Lineage: Eukaryota; Metazoa; Chordata; Actinopteri; Perciformes; Anoplopomatidae
Product: gamma-taxilin-like
Exons: 11
Coding region: 105-1580 (491 amino acids)
Biological process (GO): regulation of cell cycle
Molecular function (GO): syntaxin binding
Source: RefSeq, a predicted model, not a curated record
AAAACGUCCACCGGAUGUUGUGUCGGUCACGUGACGGAGCUCGGUGCGCUUGAUACCCGCGACCUGCCUCCAUCCAGUGUGAACACAGCUUGCGAUCAGGACUGAUGGAGACGACGGGAGUUUGUGAGAUCGACGUGGCGACCAGGAGAAUAGUGGGAGGCAGUGACUCUCCACCCGACCUGGACAGCCCAUGUCAGGAGGAAGUCGCAGCGUUUGGUUUGGGGUUGUGCUGUGCCGAGGAGGAGAGGGGAGAAACUCCGGGCAGAGAGGACAGUCCCAGCGACCUGGGGGAGGCAGAGCUCGACCCCGGUGGAGACCUCAAGGUCGGAGAGGACAAGGCGUUCGGGAAGGAGGUUGUUCUUUUGAUGCAGGCUCUGAACUCCCUCGCCACUCCUGAGGAGAAACUAGCUGCUUUGUGCAAGAAGUAUGCAGACCUGUUGGAGGAGAGCCGCUGCAUGCAGAAGCGGCUGAAGGCCCUGCAGAAGAAACAGUCUCAGAUCGUGAAGGAGAAGAUCCACCUGCAGGGGGAGCACAGCAAGGCCAUCCUGGCCCGCAGCAAGCUGGAGAGCCUCUGUAGGGAGCUGCAGAGACACAACAAGACUCUGAAGGAGGAAAACGGCCAGCGGUCCAGGGAGUACGAGGAGCAGCGGAAGGAGGCCAUGCUGCACUUCCAGAUGACCCUGAGCGACAUCGAGGUGCAGAUGGAGCAGCACAGCUCCCACAACACCAAGCUGAGGCAGGAGAACAUGGAUCUGGCCGAGAAGCUCAAGAAGCUCAUCGAGCAGUACGAGCUUCGGGAGGAGCACAUAGACAAGGUGUUCAAGCACAAGGAGCUCCAGCAGCAGCUGAUGGACGCCAAGCUGCAGAGGAUCACCGAGAUGAUGAGAGAGGUGGAGGAGAAGCAGCAGAGAGAGAGAGACUUUCUGCUGAAGGACGCAACAGAGUCCAGGCGCAAGUGUGAGCUGAUGAAGGAGCAAGAAACGCAGCUCAAACAACAGCUCUCCCUGUACAUGGACAAGUUCGAGGAGUUCCAGAGCACCCUGGCUAAAAGCAACGAAGUCUUCACCACUUUCAGACAAGAGAUGGAGAAGAUGACCAAGAAGAUCAAGAAGCUGGAGAAGGAGACGACACAGUGGAGGACCAAAUGGGAGAGCAACAACCAGGCCCUGCUGCAGAUGGCCGAGGAGAAAACUCUGCGGGACGGCCACUUCAAGGCCCUGCAGGGGAAGCUGGAGCUGCUGGAGCGGCUGUGCAGGGCCCUGCAGAAGGAGAGGAACGACCUGAACAACCAGCUGGGCCUCCUCCAGGAGCAGGAGGACAAGGGGACCACUGAAGCGCCUCCUGAAGCCCAGCCACAGGAGCCCUCUGUCGGGGAGAAGGAGGAGGAGGAGGCAGUGAAGGAGGAAGAUGUGGAGGGCUCGGCACAGGGUGACGAGCCGGAGACGGGGGGCGUCCACCAAGCUUCCAGACCACCAGAACUGGACCCCACACCGGCUGCUACUGAUGAAACCACUACUGCUGCUGCUACGACAACGACAACGAGCCAGCCCACGGGAACCCCGACCUCACAGCAGGACUGAACACACCUAGGCGGCCCGCGGGUGUGUGUGUGUAGGUGAGAUGGGGUGCGAUCCGAGGGCUCCACACACCUCCAGCCUAGCUCCAUAACUAGCCAGAAAAACCAUCUUCAAUGGGGAUAGAGAUUUCCUUUCUUUCUUUUCUGGUUUUUGUUUUUUUUAAUUCUAGACUUGCCUCUCAAGGUUUCCGUACGGAAACCGAGCCCUUAUCUUUAUUUCUGCGUUAGUCAAAGAGGAAUAAAAUGAUUGUAUCACGGCUUCUGUUCUAAAACUUUGCCCACGUUUUACUUUGGAUGUAAUGAUUGGCUUUAUGGCGAGCACUUGGCACUCCCGGUUUUCUACCUUAACUUUAUUUUCCAUAGCAAAAUCUCCAUUUUGAAGCUGCGCAAAGUCAAAAUUGGCCUUUUUUUUUUUUUUUUUUUUCUCCCUUCACAUGGUCUCUCCCUGUAGUGUCUCAUUGGAAAUUCCAGUUGAAUUAAGUUCAAAAGUGGGUAUAUCACACGCAUAUUGUUCCAGGUCACUUUGUGUCGCCAUACCGUCAGCAUGUGAUCUAAACAGAUGGAAGAGGAAAUUGGACGUAAUGUAGAACAAGAGCUCAGUCAGAUGUGGGUUUAUUUCUCCUCCGUGUUGGCCACAGGGUAUUCAAUAUUUUUCGAUCACGACUUGGAUUAGUUCAAGUUAUUCUUUUCUUCUACACAGUUGGGGAGCUACUUUAGCUGUCAAGCUAACCUAGAACAUGCUAAUUACCAGUUAGCAAGCUAUUUAGGGCGGUCACUUGAUCUGGAAACAAUUUAAUAUUCCGUCUCUAAUAAUCAGUUUGAACACCAAAGAUCGAAAAACGUAUGGACUUUUUGUAAAGUCAAUGCUACAUAGCUCGUCACUCAAGGGAGGUAGUGGAGGCACCACAAAAAUAAAAAUAAAAACAUAUAAACUUAUAGCGACAGUUCACAAAUAAUAAUUUUCCUCUUACCUGUAGUGCUUAACUUCUGCGUAAGGCCGUAGAGAUGUCUGCCAUCUCUCCGAUUCAAUGGGACCACAUGGCACAUUCCUCUGGUGGUUAUUAAAAGGGCCCCAAAACAAACUAUUGAUUAACUCAACAGUGAUGUCUCUUUCCAUAAAUCAUGACACGGAUACUUUUAAAUAAUCCAGACUUUAUGAGCAGGGGGUUUUGUUUUCCUACCCAACUACACCCAUGAUGUGAUUGGCAACUUGCUCCUCCCCUUUUGCAGUUAACACUUUAGGGGUGUAUUACCCGUUUUCUGUGCCUCCUAGGAAAUGUUAUAAUUAUGGGAUAAUAUGGGAAAUUGAAAUGAUGAAUGAUAAAGGUCAAGACUAUUAUUUUGUUGAGAGACAGCAAAUAAUUAUAAUAUAUAUUUUUUUUUGAAUGAGCCAUGUUAUUUGAUUUCCAUAUGGUCAGCUCAACAUAAAAGAGCAGAGUCAGGAGUUCUGUAACGUUAACGAAACGACAAACCUCGUAGUGCGUCGGACAAACGGCCCUUGAUAUCUAGGACACUUAAUACUGGAAGAAGAUUGAACGGGACUUUUCUUUUCUAAAGUAUUUUGAAUAAAAAGAAUGGAACCCACUCAGAUAAAAGUGAAUCCACGCACUUGCAUCCUCUCGGCAGAUUUUCUUCUAAAGAACCCUUUAACUCUGCUCGCUCCACUACCUAGGCCAUGGCCCAGAAUGCAGCUACUGUCCUGCAACAGACAACAUCUUCAAUAGGGUACUUCAUCUCUAUUGCUUUAUCUGCAUUUGGAAUCUCAAGUCUUUCAUUGGUGGGUACAAUUAUGAGACGGAUCAACAUAAAAAACGAUAGAUGUGAAUGCGUACAAGGCGAGGUGGUGCGUGCGUGUGUGUAUGUGUGUGUGUACGUAAGUUUCUUUCGGUUACAGGGCAGGUCUAGUAGUCCGAGGGACAACUUUUUCACUAUCCAUUUCCUCUUUCUUUGGCCUUGCCCCAGAAUGACUCUCAGGUAAUGUCAGAAUCUACCUCUGCAGGUGAGACUAACUGUGAAAGAAGAGGCAUGAGUCACCACAGCUUCGGAGAGCUCUAUUUUUACAAACAAAAAGAAAUAAAAUAAAACAUGAGCCCACAACCCCUCUUUGAUUGUAAAAUGUUCUUAAAAAGUCAUG